GAGCCACCGUCCGCCCAGCUCCGCCGCUCACGGCCAGGCGAAGCGGAGCCGGCCGUGCUGUGUGUGUGUAUGUGUUCGCGGGGCGCCGUCUCAGCCCCGGGAAGAUGGUGGCGGUGGCGGCGGCGACUGAGGCGAGACUGAGGAGGAGGACGGUGGUGACGACAGCGCCCGCGGGCAGGAACGGCAGGCGGCGCCGGGACUGGGACGUGACCGGGGCUGGGAGGCCAGGUCUGGGGGCCGGGCUGCGCCUCCCGCGGCUACUGUCGCCACCUCUGCCGCCGCGUCUGCUGCUGCUGCUGCUGCUCCCGCCGCUGCUGCUGCUGCUGCCCUGGGCGGCCGAGGCCGCGGCGGCAGCGGCGAUUGUGUCGGGCACAGCGGCAGCCGAGGCCAGGGAAUGCGACCGGCCUUGUGUCAACGGCGGUCGCUGCAACCCUGGUACCGGCCAGUGCGUCUGCCCCGCCGGCUGGGUGGGCGAGCAAUGCCAGCACUGCGGGGGCCGCUUCAGACUAACUGGAUCUUCAGGGUUUAUAACAGAUGGACCUGGAAAUUAUAAAUAUAAAACGAAGUGCACAUGGCUGAUUGAAGGACAGCCAAACAGAAUAAUGAGACUUCGUUUCAAACAUUUUGCUACAGAGUGUAGUUGGGACCAUUUAUACGUUUAUGAUGGGGACUCCAUUUAUGCACCAUUAGUUGCUGCCUUUAGCGGCCUCAUCGUUCCUGAGAGAGAUGGCAAUGAGACUGUCCCCGAGGUUGUUGCCACAUCAGGUUAUGCCCUCCUGCAUUUUUUUAGUGAUGCUGCUUAUAACUUGACUGGAUUUAAUAUCACUUACAAUUUUGACAUGUGUCCAAAUAAUUGCUCAGGCCGAGGAGAAUGUAAGGUCAAUAACACCAGCAACACAGCUCAGUGUGAAUGUUCUGAAAACUGGAAAGGUGAAGCGUGUGAUAUCCCUCACUGUGCGCAUACCUGUGGAUUUCCGCAUCGAGGCAUCUGCAACUCAAGUGACGUCACAGGAUGCUCAUGCUUCUCAGGGUGGCAGGGUCCUGGAUGUUCAAUUCCUGUACCAGCUAACCAGUCAUUUUGGACUCAAGAGGAAUAUUCUAACCUAAAGCUCCCCAGAGCAUCUCACAAAGCUGUGGUCAAUGGAAAUAUAAUGUGGGUUGUUGGUGGAUAUAUGUUCAACCACUCAGAUUACACCAUGGUUCUAGCAUAUGACCUUGCUUCUAGGGAGUGGCUUACACUGAACCAGUCUGUGAACAAUGUUGUUGUUAGAUACGGUCAUUCUUUGGCAUUAUACGAGGAUAAAAUUUACAUGUACGGAGGAAAAAUUGAUUCAACAGGGAAUGUGACCAGUGAGUUGAGAGUAUUUCAUAUUCAUAAUGAAUCAUGGGUAUUGUUGACCCCUAAAGCAAAGGAACAGUAUGCGGUGGUUGGACACUCGGCACACAUUGUUACACUGACAACUGGCCGAGUGGUCAUGCUGGUCAUCUUUGGUCACUGCCCUCUCUAUGGAUAUAUAAGCAAUGUACAGGAAUAUGACUUGGAUAAGAACACAUGGAGUAUAUUACACACCCAGGGUGCCCUUGUGCAAGGGGGCUACGGCCACAGCAGUGUUUACGACAACAGGACCAAGGCCCUGUACGUCCAUGGAGGCUACAAGGCUUUCAGCGCCAAUAAAUACCGGCUUGCAGAUGAUCUCUACAGAUAUGACGUGGACACCCAGAUGUGGACCAUUCUUAAGGACAGCCGAUUUUUCCGUUACUUGCACACAGCUGUGAUAGUGAGUGGAACCAUGCUGGUGUUUGGAGGAAACACACAUAAUGACACAUCCAUGAGCCACGGCGCCAAAUGUUUCUCUUCAGAUUUUAUGGCUUACGACAUUGCUUGUGACCGCUGGUCAGUGCUUCCCAGACCUGAUCUCCACCAUGAUGUCAACAGAUUCGGCCAUUCAGCAGUCUUACACAACGGCACCAUGUAUGUAUUUGGUGGUUUCAACAGUCUCCUCCUCAGUGACAUCCUGGCAUUCACCUCAGAAAGGUGUGAAGUACACCGAAGUGAAGCUGCUUGUUCAGCAGCAGGACCUGGCAUCCGGUGUGUGUGGGACAUGGGGUCAUCUGAGUGCAUCUCCUGGGAGUUGGCAACCGGAGCACAAGAAGAAAAGUUAAAAUCAGAAUGUUUUUCCAAAAGCACUUUUGACCAUGACAGAUGUGACCAGCACACAGAUUGUUACAGCUGCACAGCCAACACCAAUGGCUGCCACUGGUGCAGCGACCACUGCAUCCCUACGAACCACAGCUGCACGGAGGGCCAGAUCUCCAUUUCCAUAUAUGAGAAUUGCCCUAAGGAUAACCCCAUGUACUACUGUAACAAGAAGACCAGCUGCAGGAGCUGUGCCCUGGAUCAGAACUGCCAGUGGGAGCCCCGGAACCAGGAGUGCAUCGCCCUGCCCGGUAGGCCCCCACAGAGGCAGCUUGAAAAUAUCUGUGGCUCUGGCUGGCAUUUGGUUGGAAACGCAUGUUUGAAAAUUACUGCCGCCAAGGAGAAUUAUGACAACGCGAAACUGUCCUGUAGGAACCAUAACGCCUUUCUGGCUUCUCUUACGACGCAGAAGAAGGUAGAAUUUGUCCUUAAGCAGCUGCGAGUAAUGCAGUCAUCACAGAGCACGUCCAAGCUCACCUUGACUCCAUGGGUUGGCCUACGAAAGAUCAACGUAUCCUACUGGUGCUGGGAAGACAUGUCUCCAUUUACGAAUAGUUCGCUUCAGUGGAUGCCGUCCGAGCCCAGUGACGCUGGCUUCUGUGGAAUCUUGUCAGAACCCAGUACUCGGGGCUUGAAGGCUGCAACCUGCAUUAACCCACUCAAUGGUAGUGUCUGUGAAAGGCCUGCGAACCACAGCGCCAAGCCGUGUCGGCCGCCAUGCGCCCUGAGGACUGCGUGCGGGGAGUGUACCAGUGGCAGUUCUGAGUGCAUGUGGUGCAGCAACAUGAAGCAGUGCGUGGACUCCAAUGCCUAUGUGGCCUCCUUCCCUUUCGGCCAGUGUAUGGAGUGGUACACCAUGAGCAGCUGUCCCCCUGAAAAUUGUUCAGGCUACUGUACCUGUAGCCAUUGUUUGGAGCAGCCAGGCUGUGGUUGGUGUACUGAUCCCAGCAAUACUGGCAAAGGGAAAUGCAUAGAGGGCUCCUAUAAAGGACCGAUGAAGAUGCCUCCACAGGCCCCUACAGGAAAUUCCUACCCGCAGCCCUAUCUCAAUUCCAGCAUGUGUCUAGAGGACAGCAGAUUCAACUGGUCUUUCAUUCAGUGUCCAGCUUGCCAGUGCAAUGGUCACAGCAAAUGUAUCAAUCAGAGCAUCUGUGAGAAGUGUGAAAACCUGACCACAGGCAACCACUGCGAGACCUGCAUAUCAGGCUUCUAUGGUGACCCCACCAACGGAGGAAAAUGUCAGCCAUGCAAGUGCAAUGGACACGCGUCACUGUGCAAUACCAACACGGGCAAAUGCUUCUGCACCACCAAGGGCGUCAAGGGGGAUGAGUGUCAGCUAUGUGAAGUAGAAAAUCGAUACCAGGGAAACCCUCUCAAAGGAACAUGUUACUACACUCUUCUCAUUGACUAUCAGUUCACCUUUAGCUUGUCCCAGGAAGAUGACCGCUAUUAUACAGCCAUCAAUUUUGUGGCUACACCUGAUGAACAAAACAGGGAUUUGGACAUGUUUAUCAAUGCCUCCAAAAACUUCAACCUCAACAUCACCUGGGCUGCCAGCUUCUCAGCUGGAACCCAGGCUGGAGAAGAAAUGCCUGUUGUUUCAAAAACCAACAUUAAGGAGUACAAAGAUAGCUUCUCUAAUGAGAAGUUUGAUUUUCGCAACCACCCAAACAUUACUUUCUUUGUUUAUGUCAGUAAUUUCACCUGGCCCAUCAAAAUUCAGAUUGCCUUCUCCCAGCACAGCAAUUUUAUGGACCUGGUACAGUUCUUCGUGACUUUCUUCAGUUCAAUCUAUUGAUGUCCUACUGUAGAAGAUGAGGACACAAAACAGUUUCAACUGAAUGAUGAAGAAAAUAUUAACUUGUGGAUACAGUUGAAGUUGUAUUUAGAGAAUUGGAGAGAGAGAGAAAGAAGAGACAGAAUGUGUUGGACAGCUGAGGGGAUAUGAGCAUGGCCUCAGCUCCUGGCAGCUUUGUAGUUCCAGUUUCUAUGAGAGCUGGCUGCUUUAGGGUUCUGCUAGAUGCCUGUGACUAUUCUCCCACAGCCAUCCAUUGACCACCUAGGUAGCAGUUUUCUGGGAUUGAAAUUCUAGGUUGUAACUUUGGGUUAAUUAUAUAAUACAGAAACAUUUUUUUAAUUGUUACAAGAAUGUAUGUAACACAGCACUUGCCAGUUCAACAUUUUUCAGCUGUACAGUUUAGCGGCAUCAAUUACAUUAGUCGUGUGCAACCAUCACCUGUAUUCAUUGCCAAAUUUCCCAUCACCGUAAACAGAAACUCACUGCUUCCUAAACAAUGGAUCCCCUUUUCCCUAUCCCUCCCGCCCCUGGUAACCACUAAUAAACUUUAGUCUGUAAACAUUUGUCUAUUCUUGUUAUUCCAUAUUUGAGUGAUAGUGUCCCACCAAGCUAGCCAUUGAGGCAAUACCAAAAUGGAGGGUGGAGUCAUGGCUGGUGGAACUGUCCCAAAACUCGCCUGCAAAGGUUCAGAUUCCAAAAAAAGAGGCAGUAAAAGCUAGGUUGAUUGGACUAAAGGCUUUUAAUGAGGGGAAACCUAUGUACAGAGGACAGCACUGAGUUCCAGAACUAGCUGAGAAGAUUUGACAGUUGCCUAUGUUACAGUAUUUGUGCGCACCAAGGGGCCUUUAUUCUAACACUAGUAUACUCAAAGAGUGGGUGAGUUCCAAAGGGGGAAAGGAAUAUGACACCUGCGCUGCAGGGGAAGCAUAGCUGGAAGGGAAAGUGAAGUCCGGGAGUGGGGAGGGAGUGAUGGUCCUAGAGAGUUUAUUUUACUAAUUGAUGGCUGGAUUUGCACUUAAAGACAGUUAAUCAGUAGCUGUAGCUGUGGAGAGUCUGGCUGAUGUUCCUGGCUAACUAUGGGACAGGGUUACUUACUGUCCAGUCACUCUUGCUCAAUCCCAGAGUCCUUAGCGGGGAGGACCCAUUUUGAAUAUGCCUCAAUCCCACAAUAAAAUCAUAUAAUAGUUGUCCUUUUGUGACUGACUUAUUUCACUCCACGUAAUGUUUUCAAGGUUUAUUCAUGUUGUAGCAUGUGUCAGGACUUCAUUCCUCUUUGUGGCUGAGUAGUAUUCCAUUGUAUGUGUGUACCAUAUAUUGUAUAUCGAUUAAUCUUUUGAUGGAUAUUUAGGUUGUUUCUACCUUUGGUUAUUGUGAAUAAUCCUGCAGUGAACAUUGGUGUACAUGUAUACAUGUAUCUGUUUGUGUCACUACUUUGAAGUCUCUUGGGGAUACACCUGGGAGUGGAAUUGCUGGGUCAUAUCAUAGAACCAUGUAUAACUUUUUGAGGAACCACAAACUCUUUUCCACAGCAGCUGUAACAUUUUGCAGCAGUGUAUAAGGAUUCCAGUAUCUCCACAUCCUUGUCAGCAUUUGUUAUUUUCUGGGUUUUGUUUGUUUGUUUGUAUGUCAUAGCCAUCCUAGUGGGAGUAAAAUGUUAUCUCAUUGUGGUUUUGAUACGAAUCUCUCUAAUGGCCCCGACCUCUCGGGAAAAAAGACUAGUGGUGCUAUUUGAUGGCUCACUUUUAAGGGGGUGCAGAGGCCAUACGCUAACUCAGUAGUACCAGUUAGCACAUGUGCUAUAUUCUUGGAACAUGUAUGGAAUGAGAGAACCCAGCUGCCACAUACCAACCCAGAGAGGACUGGCUGCUUCUGUUGAUUGGCAGGAGCCUGAAUAGCACCAUCAGAAAUGAUCAGAGAAGCAUCUUUAGGGACCAUGGGCUCUUGUGUAAUAAACAAAGAUAAAAGGUCUUUUCAUCACUUCUCCCUUUUGAAGUUUGAGCCUUUGGAAAAGAAUCUGACUUCAGUUUUUCUGGACUGUGUUUAAGAACUAGAAAUGAUGGACUUUUUAGCUGAGAAUAUAGAGUUCUUUCCAUGAGCUUGGGGAAGAAAAUAAUUGCCCAGGGGUAAGUUAACCAGAUCCAAAAAGAUUUAAAUGAAACCUAUAAGGGAGAGGGGAAAGGUGUCCAGAUAAUCCUAAGUACUCUAAAGAACAAGCAGCGCAUAUAACAUAGAAAAGAGAAUUAGGGUAGGGCGAGGGGAAGCUUAAUGAUUCAAAUGACAAAAAUCGUUGUGAGGUGAGUUGGAAACAGUACUUCCAGACUCAAGGCACAGUGAAGUAAACUGCAGCUCCUAAUCCAUGAUUACCUUUGUGUCUUAAUGAGAUGUUUCUUCAUACUCAAGUAGGAGCCUUGUGUAUAAAAAACGAAAUAAUGAGACCGACUCACUUGUUUGCCCUGAGAAUCGAAUGAAGUAAUGUAUGUGAAAGGGCUUCGUAGUCUGGGAGAUAAUAUGCUACUGUUGGUCUAAAUGAUGACUUAGUAAGAGGAGGAGAGACAGAUUAACACUCUCCAAAUCUGUGUAGCUGGGGUUAGAGAUGCCUUAGAGGGCAGGACUGGGUGAGGAUAAAAAGAAAGAAAAAUAGAGGUGAUGUUAUGAAAGUGUCACACCACCUACCCAGAAGGAAGAAAUAUGAUGAGAAUUCGUGACAUAGGCAAGAUAUACAAUGUUUUCCUAAAGUUUUUAGUUAUCUGAAUUUGCACUGAAAGUCACGCCAAGUUCACAGCAGACAUUUUGACAAAACUAUGAAUUUUUGGCCAUUUCCUUUUCCAGAAGGUAGAAGUGAUGUGGAAUCCUGCCCCUCUGAACCUAAUUCUGACCAGGAAGGCUAGUGCAGUGCAAGUCACAGGCACUUGGAAAGAGGCAGCUGUUUUUCUGCUUGCAGGCUAGCCCGGAGGUCAAGGCUAGGCCAGGACAUGUGUACUUAGUUUUAGGAAGGCUAGACUUGGCGGGGGCGGGAAAGUGGAGCCAUUCUUUAGUAGGUUCUCCCUCUGGAAGGAAAAAAGAUGGAGCCAGGUUGGGAUGCUCUCAAAAAUAUAAUUCUAGCUUUGCAAUUCCAGUUAAGCUGGUGAGAAAAAACAGAUACCCCUGAACACUGAGCCCUCAGACAUGUUUUCAAAAAACAUAUACAACAGAUGGGAAGAAGGACCUAGAAUCACAGCAUGGAUUUUUCAGAAUAGUCUCAGGAAAGUGCAGCCCUCAGACAAACAUGGACAGGUUUAGAACAAAAAGGCCAAAGGAUUCCUGUUUUUCUCCUUAGGUACAGAGCUAAGUUGUCCUAACGUUGAAUGACAUUGGUAAAAUGUCAGUAAUUGUUGAGGCUGAGUAAAGGACAUACAGGAGUUCACCAGGUUGUUCUCUAUUUUUGUGUAUGUUUGAUAAUUUCUGUGUUAUAACAUGUUUUCUUGAAUUACACCUAUAUUGAGAAGUACAGAAAAGUGAUGAGGGGCUACAGUAAGAUGAACAUUGAGUUUCAGUCCUACCUGUGCCCAAACUAUUUGUAGGAAAAGAAGGGAAGGGUAUUGGUAAGUGCCACCUUUUUUGAAAUAACUGGUAAAUUUGUCAUUGUAUUACCCUAGAAGAAUCAUGUGCAUAUUGGCUUUGAGGGAGCAAUCGCUGUGUGUUAGCGUGCUGUUGUGUCAUUUCUCGUAGCUGGAACAAGUAGAAAGAACUGGGUUGUUGGCUCUUCCAACGGGAAGAUGGAAGCCCCACGUAGGCCUGGGGAUGAGGGUGGUGGUGGAGCACACACCAUCUGAGUGUUGUUUUCCAGCUGCAUUGAGGUAGUCCCAAGAGAAGCUUCUGAGUAACAACACAGUCCUCACAUCUGCCACACCCAUGACCAGCUCCGUACUCACCUAUAUGCAGCAGUCUCUUGACUCCCCAACUUAGAAGCUGUGCACAUUGGCUUCGUAGCCUUCCAUGCUGAUUUGAGUUGACCAUAAUGAUGUGGAUAGAGCCAAGCUUUUGGGACCUUCAUUUGCUGAUGUGGCAUGACUCAAAAUGAGAAGAAACAGCUGCAAGCAUCCAUGAAUAAUCAGAACCUGGAAUGUACGAAGUAUGAAUGUAGGAAAAUGGGAAGUCAUCAAAAAUGAAAUGGAAUGCAUGAAUAUUGAUAUCCUAGAUAUUAGUGAGCUGAAAUGGGCUGGUAUCGGCCAUUUUGAAUCGGACAAUAAUAUGAUCUAGCUGUGCUGGCAAUGGCAAAUUGAAGAGGAAUGUCAUCAUUUUCAUCAUCAAAAAGAACAUUUCAAGGUAUAUCCUGAAGUACAACUCUGUCAGUGAUAGGAUAAUAUUCGUACACCUACAAGGGAGACCGGUUAAUAAGACUAUUAUUCAAAUUUACAUACCAACCUCUAAGGCCAAAGAUAAAGAAAUUGAAGAUUUUUACCAGCUUCUGCAGUCUGAAAUUGAUCAAACAUGUAAUCAAAAUGCACUGACAAUUACCGAUGAUUGGAAUGCGAAAGUUGGACACAAAGAAGAAGGAUCAGUGGUUGGAAAAUAAUGGCCUUGGUGAUAGAAAUGAUGCCGGAGAUGGCGUCAUUUUGCAAGAUCAACAACUUCCUCAUUGCUAAUACCUUUUUUCAACGACAUAAAUGGUGUCUAUACACAUGGAAGAAACCCUGGUGGUGUAGUGGUUAAGAACUACGUCUGCUAACCGAAAGGUCGGCAGUUUGAAUCCACCAGGCAUUCCUUGGAAACUCUAUGGGGCAGUUCUCCUCUGUCCUAUAGGGUCGCUAUGAAUCGGAACUGACUUGAUGGCAGUGAGUUUGUUUUUGGUAUACACGUGGACCUCACCGGAUGCAAUAUAUAGGAGUCAAAUUGACUACAUCUGUGGUGAGAGAUGAUGGAGAAGCUCGGUAUCAUCAGUUCAGCUGUGGAACAGACCAUCAGCCACUCAUGUGCAAGUUCAAGUUGAAGCUGGAGAAAAUUAAAACAAGUCCACAAAAGCCAAAGUACCACCUUGAGUAUGCCUCACCUGAAUUUAGAGACCAUCUCAAGAAUAGAUUCGAUGCAUUGAUAACACCAGUGACCAAAGACCAGUCAAGUUGUGGACAUCAAGGACAUCAUACAUAAAGAAAGCAAAAGGUCAUUAAAAAGACAGGAAAGAAAGAAAAGACCAAAAUGGAUGUCAGAAGAGAUUCUUGAACUUACUCUUGAACGUAGAGCAUCUAAAGCAAAUGGAAGAAAUGGUGAAGUAAAAGAGCUGAACAGAAGAUUUCAAAGGGUAGCUCGAGAAGACAAAUUAUUAUAAUGAGAGACCUGAAAUUAAAAAACCAAAACAUGCUUGGCAUUUCUCAAGUUGAAAGAAUUGAAAUUUAAAAAAAAAAAAAAAGCCUCAAGUUGCAAUUUUGAAGAAUUUAUGGGCAAAAUAUUGAAUGACACAGAAAGCAUCAAAAGAUGAUGGAAGAGAUACACAGAGUCACUGUACCAGAAAGAAUUGGUCAACGUUCAUCCACUUCAGAAGGUAGCAUAUGAUCAAGAACCCAGGGUGUUUUAGUAAUCUAGUGCUGCUCUAACGGAAGUACCACAAGCAGAUGGCUUUAACAAAGAGAAGUUUAUUCUCUCACAGUCUGGUAGGUUACAAGUCCAAAUUCAGGGUGUCAGCUCCAGGGGACGGCUUUCUUUGUCUGCUCUAGAGGAAGAUUCCUUGUCAUCAGUCUUCCCCUGGUCAAGGAGCAUUUCAGGCGCAGAGACCCCAGGUCCGAAGGACACCCUCUGCUCGUGGUGCUGCUUUCUUGGUAUGAGGUCCCCAACCCUCUGCUUGCUUCCCUUUUAUCUCUUGUGAGAUAAAAGGCGGUGCAGGCCACACCCCAGGGAAACUCCAUUUACAUUGGAGCAGAGAUGUGACCUUAAUAAGGGUGUUGCAAUCCCACCCUAAUCCUCUUUAACAUAAAAUUACAAUCACAAAAUGGAGUACAACCACACAAUACUGGGAAUCAUGGCCCAGCCAAAUUGAUACAUUUUGGGGAGGACAUAAUCAAGUCCGUGACACAGGGUAUUGAAGGAAGAAGUCCAUGCUGCACUGAAGGCACUGGCGAAAAACAAGGCUCCAGGAUUUGAUGGAAUACCAAUUGAGAUGUUUCAGCAAACAGAUGCAGUGACUAGAGGUGCUCACUCAUGUGUGCCAAGAAAUUUGGAAGACAGCUACCAACCAACUGGAAGAGAUCCAUAUUGGCUCAUUCCAAAGAAAAGUGAUGCAGUCGAGUGCAAAAAUUAUGGAACAGUAUCAUUAACAUCACACACAAGUAAAAUUUUGCUGAAGAUAAUUCAAAAGCGGUUACAGCAGUACAUCGAUGGGAAACUGCCAGAAAUUCAAGCCAGAUUCAGAAGAGGACAUGGAAUGAGGGAUAUCAUUGCUGAUGUCAGAUGGAUCUUGGCUGAAAGCAGAGAAUGCCAGAGAAAGCAGAGAAUGUGUUUUAUUGGCUAUGCAAAGGCAUUUGACUGUGUGGAUCAUAACAAAUUAUGAAUAACAUUGCGAAGGAUGGAAAUUCCAAAACACUUAAUUGUGCUCAUAAGGAACCUGUACAUAGACCAAGAAGCAGUCGUUCCCGACAGAGCAAGGAGAUACUGCGUGGUUUAAAAUCAGGAAAGAUGUGCAUCAGGGU
Messenger RNA from Loxodonta africana (African savanna elephant), 10654 nucleotides. RefSeq names its product attractin (gene ATRN). Gene Ontology annotation, molecular function: protein binding. The transcript has 26 exons. Lineage: Eukaryota; Metazoa; Chordata; Mammalia; Proboscidea; Elephantidae. The record is from RefSeq and is a predicted model, not a curated record. Gene Ontology annotation, cellular component: Golgi apparatus. The coding region runs from base 105 to 3995 and encodes 1296 amino acids.